CCCAUUACAUCCCACUUUGUAUUUAAUUUAUCAUGCAGUUCACAGCGUGUCUUCGUUAACUCACAGCAGCAUUCUGCUCAGUCAAUAAUUCCAUCCAUAAUGAGUGAAAAAUUGAGGGAAGGUCUACUCCUGGGCUUGGGGAAUCCACUAUUGGAUAUCUCAGCAACCGUAGAUGAUGAUUUUUUAGAAAAAUAUGGAAUGAAACCAAAUGAUGCUAUUUUGGCUGAUGAACACCAUAAAUCAUUAUACGAUGAGCUCAUAGAGCAGUACAAAGCGGAUUUUAUUGGCGGAGGAUCAGUCCAAAAUACUCUCCGGGUUGCGCAGUGGAUUUUGGAAAAACCUCAUAUAGCCACGUUUAUGGGGUGUGUAGGAAAGGAUAAAUACUCAAAAAUUCUUAAGGAUAAACUCCUAGAGAGUGGAGUGAACGUUAGGUAUCAGUACCAUGAUAAGGAGCCCACGGGUACCUGUGGAGUCCUCAUCACCGGGAAGAAUCGAUCAUUGUGCGCUAAUUUAGCAGCCGCUAAUUGUUUCUCACCGCAUCAUCUGGAUGAUCCGGAGAACAAACUUCUUCUAGAAAAUUCUAAAUACAUUUACAUUUCGGGUUUCUUUUUAACUGUGAGUCCAGUGACAAUUCAACAAGUUGCGAAACACGCACAUGAAAACAAUAAAAUCUUCAUGAUGAAUUUGAGUGCUCCAUUUUUAUGUGAAUUCUUUAAAGAACCCAUGAUGGCAGCGUUUCCUUAUGUAGAUAUAAUAUUCGGAAAUGAAACCGAGGCUGAUGCCUUCUCCAAGGCGAAUGACUUGAAAACGAUGGACAGGAGAGAAAUUGCCUUGAAGAUGUCAAAGAUGGAAAAACUCAACGACAAACGGAAAAGAAUUGUUGUUAUCACGCAGGGAGCUGAUAACGUCAUUGUAGCUAAGGAUGAUAAAAUCACAGAAUAUCCGGUCCGGAGAAUACCCGAGGAUAAAGUUAUAGAUACAAAUGGGGCAGGAGAUGCUUUUGUGGGAGGAUUCCUCGCCCAAUACCUUGUUGGCAGAAGCAUUGAAACCUGCAUAGCAUGCGGGAUUUGGGCAGCUACAGAGAUUGUCCAAAGAUCUGGUUGUACUUACGCAGGAAAACCUAAUUUUGUACCUUAAGCUCAUAUUUUCUUAAAUUGAAUAAGUACCUGUGCACAUGAUGGAUAAUUACCACAACUGGGCUGUUACUUAAAAAAUCAAAUUCUUUCAAUAAAUGGUUUAACCAAA
This is a messenger RNA of Fopius arisanus, 1245 nucleotides long. It is a transcript of the gene Adk2, whose product is annotated as Adenosine kinase 2. Gene Ontology annotation, molecular function: adenosine kinase activity. Gene Ontology annotation, cellular component: cytosol; nucleus. NCBI's taxonomy places the organism in Eukaryota, Metazoa, Arthropoda, Insecta, Hymenoptera, Braconidae. Gene Ontology annotation, biological process: purine nucleobase metabolic process; purine ribonucleoside salvage. The record is from RefSeq and is a predicted model, not a curated record. Bases 100 to 1137 code for a protein of 345 amino acids. The transcript is spliced from 5 exons.